AUGGCUACCGAAUCUGGAAAUCGUCCUCAAGUUGGCCCUGUGCAGUGCGUAGGACCCGACUAUCGCUCGCCUAGUCAAAAACCUAUCGCCACUGUCUCAACGGCGGUUGAACAUGACAACGUUAUCACAUUGCCCCAAACGCCACAGCUCAUCGCAUUGCUCACGAAGAUCCGUGACAGAAAGACGGAGCGAGCUGACUUCAUUUUCUACUCGAACCGAAUUAUUCGUCUGCUUGUCGAGGAAGGGCUUAACCAUCUACCCGUCGUUGAACACACUGUAACUACUCCGGUUGGUCGCACCUACGACGGACUCAUGUUCCAGGGGAAAAUCUGCGGUGUCUCUAUUAUGAGGGCCGGCGAAGCUAUGGAACAAGGUCUUCGAGACUGCUGCAGAUCGGUUAGGAUUGGCAAAAUCUUAAUCCAGCGCGAUGAAGAGACAGCAAAGCCGAAGCUAUUUUACGAUAAAUUGCCUGAGGAUAUUGCUGAAAGAUGGGUUCUAUUACUUGAUCCGAUGUUUGCAACAGGUGGAUCCGCUAUUAUGGCGGUCGAAGUCCUAAAAUCGCGUGGCGUUCCAGAGGAGAGGAUUCUUUUCUUGAACUUGAUCGCUAGCCCAGAAGGAGUCCAAAAUUUCGCAACCAAGUUCCCCAAGCUCCGGGUCGUUACAGCAUUCAUCGAUCAGGGCCUUGACGAGAAGAAUUACAUCAUCCCAGGCUUGGGUGACUUCGGGGAUCGGUUCUACACCAUGUAA
Messenger RNA from Daldinia childiae, 747 nucleotides. RefSeq names its product Uracil phosphoribosyltransferase. The record is from RefSeq and is a predicted model, not a curated record. NCBI's taxonomy places the organism in Eukaryota, Fungi, Ascomycota, Sordariomycetes, Xylariales, Hypoxylaceae. The coding region runs from base 1 to 747 and encodes 248 amino acids. The transcript is spliced from 5 exons.